Molecule: messenger RNA, 1419 nt
Organism: Stylophora pistillata
Lineage: Eukaryota; Metazoa; Cnidaria; Anthozoa; Scleractinia; Pocilloporidae
Product: QRFP-like peptide receptor
Biological process (GO): G protein-coupled receptor signaling pathway
Cellular component (GO): plasma membrane
Molecular function (GO): G protein-coupled receptor activity
Source: RefSeq, a predicted model, not a curated record
AUGGAUAGUUCAAAUGUGACAAACAAUAACACUUUUGAAAAUGGCACAUCGAAACCUGAUUUGUUCUGCUCAUCCGCAAGUCCUAACACGGACUUAAGUAAAGCCUUGAAGACGAUUUCUUUCUGCUUUAUUAUCCUUGCAUCUCUCUUUGGGAAUACUUUGGUUAUAUUGGUGGUGUACAAGAAAAAACGAAUGAGGACAACAACCAAUAUCAUUAUAGUAAACAUGGCUGUUAGUGACAUGAUCUUUGCAGUCUUCACUACUCCUCCGUCCAUCCGAACAAUUUACGUUGGAGAUUAUUUGUUGGUUCGUGGGAUAACAGCUGACCUGAUUUGCAAGCUUGUCACCUUCAUCCAGCAAGCCUCUCUAGCGGUUUCCAUAUUAUCUCUUACCGCUAUCGCCUUUGAUCGUUUCUUCGCCAUCCUAUUUCCGUUUCGAAAAAUCAUCAACCGCCGGACAACAAAAGUCCUCGUCGCUCUUACGUGGCUGGUAGGUGCCGUGUUCACAGCUCCUAUUCUUUAUACCAACAGGACUGUCGUGGACGACGGAAGCAACAAAGUUACAUGUCAGGAAGUCUGGGAGCCUCUUUUCAACAGCAGCAAAGCUAGGAGUGAUUACACUUUCGUCCAUUUUGGCUUCCUCUACGCGGGACCACUCACAGUUAUAGGAGUACUUUACACGGCAAUCGUUCUUGAGUUAUGGCGAGGGAAUUCGGUCAAAUUUCGUGCCAAGGCCAACUAUCAAGAAGUCGAGAAAUCAAACAAGAAAGUGCUAAAAAUGCUUGUCACGGUAAUUGUAGUUUUCGCACUUUUUUGGCUCCCGGUAUACAUAUUUCAAUUCCUAGUUUACACUGGUAAUAGGACUUGUACCGUUGAUGGGGUGAUUCUGUUUAUUGGAUAUUUUCUGUGCCAAGCCACAAGCGCUGUAAAUCCGUUCAUCUACGCAAUCUAUAGCGAGAAUUAUCGUAGUGGGUUCAAAGCUGUCUUACGCAACCUGGUUUAUUGUCAAGGUAGACAGCUCUUUCGCAGAGAAUCAUCAAGAGGAGAAAGUUUAAGUGUCCGGCGUGAAAAAAAGGUAGAGUUGUACUUUCUGUAAUACAUAUGACUGAAUAAUUGUUUAGUAGCCGAGGAGUCUUUCUCGAAAACAGGUUUUCCUCUCCGCGUAAUUAAUUUUCCUUAAAAGCUGUCAGACUGUACUGACAUAAGUGAACCAAAUAAUUAUUCUGUUUACCAUAAUAUGCAGGCCUUUCUUAUACGUUAUAGACGUUUGCGAUGACUUCGUUUCCUUUUACUGGAGUGAUUCUCUUUCACAUGCACUAGAGUUAACUGGUCGAAGCCUCUUUCAACAUUGAUGUAAGCCGGCUGUAAAUAGCACAUUAGCACAUUCGUUUGAUUGAAUAUAAAAUUAUAUUCCAAUUGC